Messenger RNA from Frankliniella occidentalis (western flower thrips), 1899 nucleotides. It is a transcript of the gene msl-3, whose product is annotated as protein male-specific lethal-3. The record is from RefSeq and is a predicted model, not a curated record. The transcript has 12 exons. Bases 156 to 1844 code for a protein of 562 amino acids. Gene Ontology annotation, biological process: regulation of DNA-templated transcription; chromatin organization. Lineage: Eukaryota; Metazoa; Arthropoda; Insecta; Thysanoptera; Thripidae. Gene Ontology annotation, cellular component: nucleus; NuA4 histone acetyltransferase complex; MSL complex.
UGUUUCUCGCACAAGAUUUGUGCACUUGUAUUUUAGUUCUUUAUAAUGACAUGUGCUUCAUCUCAUACAGAGACAGUCCCGUCUCUUAAUUUGAGUGUUGUUGUUGUUUAACGUUUAUUGAGUUGGCUGCACAAAGUUCAGUUUACGGCGGAAAAAUGGUCUCCACUCGUGGGCCAAAAUUCAAAUUUACCGAAGGAGAACGAGUUUUGUGUUAUGAACCUGAUCCUACUAAAGCCAAAGUUUUGUACGAUUCUAAGGUUCUGGAAGUCAAAGUAACCAAAGACCAGAGGGGACGGAAGGCAGUUGAAUUUUUAAUUCACUUUCAAGGUUGGAACUCUUCUUGGGAUCGCUGUGUGAGUGAAGAUUUUGUCUUAAAGGAUACAGAAGAAAACAGACAGUUACAGAAAGAUUUAGCACAGAAAGCCCAAUUACAACUAUGUUCAAAUUAUCGCAGAGGUGCUUACUUGUAUCGAAAAGACAGAACAAAAAGAAGGCGGAAGCUCUCAGACCGCAUCAAUGAUACCUUAGAGAGGCAAAAAGGACGACGGCGGGUUAGCACCAGUGCCAGUGCCACCAGUAACAGUAAUGCUUCAGGUACAAGUGCCAGUGUUGAUUCAGACCAAGAUUCUGUGAGUCAUGAUGAGGAUGAGGAUGAAAAUGAUGAUGAGCGGGAUGAAGAUGAUGAGAAUAAUGCCUGGGGAAACCGUAGUUCAGACGAAUCCUCUGAGGGUGAGGAAAGAGAAGACCACGAUGAGGAAGUGGUGGAAGAACGCAUUCCAAUGGAAAUAUCAUUAGGACUGAAACGUUUGUUAGAGCAUGAUUGCACACUUAUCAAUAAACACAACAAGCUCUUAAAGUUACCAGCAGAGCCGAAUAUUGUGACGAUUCUAGAGGGAUUUGUGAAACACUAUGCCGUUAAUCAGUUGUGCAACAGCAGCACUACUGCUCCAUCAUCCUCUAAAAAUGGUCAGCGCCAUUAUAAAUAUAUUCAUAGUAAUAAAACUCAAGACUUGGAUUCUAUUUGCCGAAAUCUUAAUAUAUGCAAAGAAGUAGCUGAUGGACUUCGAGUCUAUUUUGACUUUACUCUUAGUGAUCUACUUUUGUAUUCUCAAGAAAAAGAGCAGUUUACUGACUUAAUCGGAAAGAAUGGAUCACCACAGAAAACCUUAACACCUAAAAGAGAACCAGAAAGUGGAGGAGAAGGAGAGAGUGAAAAUAUUAAAAUGGAACCAUCAAGUGACUUAGCUGCUGACCAUGACCAGAAAGAGAAAUCAAAACUGCCAAUUCCUAGCCCACCAGGCCGGGCAUCAACUGAGGAACCAAGUGCAACUGUGGGAGAAAAUCGCAAACGCAGUCUACGUUCGUCUCACCGCCCUGUUCCUGAUGUAACUGCAGCUGGACCUUCAACAAGUGAAACGCCUUCUGCUGUUCCUUGUUCAAUUUCCAGUUUGCCUAGCAGUAGUUCUCAAAGCCCUGCAGCAUCACCAUCAGCACCUCCAAACUCUGUACAAAGUGUACCAACUGGGACCUCCCCCCCGAAAACAUCUGAUAUAAUGACACCCCAAAGUAACGCGAUAUUAACCCAAGUUAUGACAUGGCAUCUUGUACCAACAUCAUCUAGCAAUGAGGCUCCAUCACUUCCAUCAUUAAUAUAUGGAGCCACACACCUUGCAAGACUCUUUGUUCGGCUCCCGGAUUUACUGUACACAGGAAAUAUGCCUAGCAGUAAACUUAAAGUUUUGACUUCACAUCUUGAAACGUUCAUGGGAUAUCUUGAGGAACAUACAGAAUGGUUCGCAGACCAUAAUUAUAAAGAGAACCCUCAUGUACCUCCUGCAAACUAAUGUAAAAAGCUAAUAAGCUACACUUAAAUAAAGAACUGAAUCAUUUUUAUUAAAA